Suillus paluster is the source of this 183-nucleotide messenger RNA. RefSeq lists its product as uncharacterized. The annotation marks the transcript as partial. The record is from RefSeq and is a predicted model, not a curated record. The transcript has a single exon. NCBI's taxonomy places the organism in Eukaryota, Fungi, Basidiomycota, Agaricomycetes, Boletales, Suillaceae.
GCUGACCUAGAUCAUGCUGUUCAAGAAUUUCAUCAGAUGAAACCAAAUUCUGGAGUUCACUAUCUUGCUGGUCAUCUGCGACAGCUGGGCUUGCAGGUACAGCCACAACAGAUUAUUACCUCUAUCCACCAUGUUGAUCCAUUGGGAACUGUCCUCUGCCAAUACACUAUAAUUCAACAGUGA